Sebastes umbrosus (honeycomb rockfish) is the source of this 5301-nucleotide messenger RNA. RefSeq names its product embryonal Fyn-associated substrate (gene efs). The record is from RefSeq and is a predicted model, not a curated record. The transcript is spliced from 8 exons. Gene Ontology annotation, cellular component: cytoplasm; plasma membrane. NCBI's taxonomy places the organism in Eukaryota, Metazoa, Chordata, Actinopteri, Perciformes, Sebastidae. Gene Ontology annotation, biological process: cell migration; cell surface receptor protein tyrosine kinase signaling pathway. Gene Ontology annotation, molecular function: protein binding. Bases 382 to 3237 code for a protein of 951 amino acids.
UUUGGGUGCUAACGGCUUUAACGGUUUUAACGGUUUUUAACCGGCGGCGCUAUUGUUGUUUUGAACUUUAGCCGUUGGAGAUAAACUGCUAGUAGCAGUUAGCUAGGGCGCGACAACACUGAUAACCUUAUUGUUGCUACCUCCUCUUCAAAUGAAUCACCAUUUGAACCUGGAUACGUAUUGAUAACUACAGAUUCUUAUGAAGGCUGGAGAUGACGGGACUUUGAGACAUGUGUCCUCUCCUCGGACUCAGCUGUGCUUCUUCUGCACCGAGUCUCUCUCUGGCAAAGAAACACAUCCACGAGAGCCACCGCUGAUCUGAUCUAGAUGGACGACCCAGACUGACCGGUUAUCUUCUCUUGAGACUUAACAGUAGCAACAAUGUCUGUCUCCACGGUUUUGGCAAAGGCGCUGUUUGACAACGCAGCAGAGAGCCCCGAGGAGCUGGCUUUCCGGAAGGGCGACAUACUGAUGGUUCUUGAGCAGGAGCAGGGUGGCGGGCCGGGCUGGUGGCUCUGCUCCCUGCACGGCAGACAGGGUAUCGCCCCUGCCAACCGUCUUCGACUCCUCCAGACCGCCCCACCCCCAGGCUCGGACCCCCGUCGUGUCCCCAGUGAGGACUCAGUCUACCUUUCGCCUGUCCCCCCACUGGCUCGGACUGCUGUCAGCAGUAGUGCAGAGGACAUAGACGGAGUGUAUCGCUCCCCGCCAGGUGUUGGUGAGGGACGAGGAGCUGCCUCGAGGCCCGGGGAGCUCCGCAGAGUCGAGGUAGGGCGUCCGCGCUCGCACUCCAGCUCUGGCACCCGGCCCAGACCUGACUGGGAUUUAGGAGUGGCGGGGCGUCCACGCUCGCCUUCUCUGAGAGGACGAGGCACAGAAAUAACGGGAACACUUUAUCAGACUCCAGUAAGUCCCUUGCCUUCAGCAGCGCAGCAUGCCAGACAGCCAGGAGCUUCAGAGUCGGUGUAUCUCGCCCCCACUGGAGUUCCAAGGGCAGCUGAUGAACCAGAGGACACUACAUAUCUAGUUCCUAGAGAAACACUAACAACGGGACAGUCUGACGAUUGUUACUUGGUGCCCAAAGGUACACCACUAGCAGGGGACGAUGUUUACCAGUCCCCAACAGGAGGAGUUGUGGGCACUGCUGUGUGCUCUAACGGCCCCAGCGGAACACCCGCUACCCCCCAGCCGAAAGUGAGCCAGGACACACCUGGGUUGUACCAAACACCCACCGCUGUGGGAGCAAGCCUUCACAGGACUUCAGCCACAGUUUUGGCCCACCAGCACCCAUCUCAAUUAUCCCCAGUCCAAGCAUCGCCCAGAUCCCUGCUCAAGGGAAUUUCACCCAACCCUGCUGUCGCCAGGGGCAAACCCGGCCUGGCCUGCCACCGGGGGUCUCCUUUGCUGGUCAGAGCCGGGCAGGCCAGGGUUCCUGGAUCACCAAACUUUGCCCGCAAACCUCCCCCACCAGCACCCCCAGUGAGGGGAGUCACCAGGAAAGAUGCAGCAGCUGAUUCUAACUCUGUCCCUAAACCCACUGCUCAGGUCACUUCUGCAAGCCUGCAGCAAGAAGAGGACAAACAGAAGGAGGAAAGGAUGAAUAAUGGCCUGGAGAAAAGCAACAACGUGCAGAACAAAAAAGGAGACUCAGAUGCUGUGGAAGACCAGGUGUAUGAUACUCCUCCCACUGGCAGGUGGCAGCGUCCAAUCCAAUCUUCCCUCAGUGAUGAUGUUGAUGGCAUCUAUGACACCCCUCGCAGUGUCCCACCACAAGCUGAUUCUGAGAAUGAGGUCUAUGAUGUCCCCACCAUCACUCUCAAUGUGUCCACAUCAGAUAUCCAGCCUGAUGAAGUUGAUGACGAUGUAUACAGCGUUCCUACACUUCCAGGUGUGCCUCUGGGCCCAGGGGAGUCCAACAUCUCCGUCGAGGACGUUGGACAGGUCUAUCGUGUCCCCGGACCUGAGAAACGAGCCAGCGGUGGAGGUCUUAACUGGGACUCUUCUGAGCCAGACUGCGGCAUCUACGACAUGCCUGCGUUGACUGCUGAAGUCCUCCCUCACUCUCUGUCAUCCUCCUCCACCUCUACUCGCCGCCUCUCUGUUUCUAGCAACGGUUCGGGUGACGUGCAGUGGAGAGCCACGCUUUCCAGCCUCGUCCACUCGGUGCUGAGCACCGCCUCAUGCUCGGCGACUGCUCUGUCGUCGCGGGACCUCGCCACCUCGCUGGCUGAAAUCCUGUCCACCUGGAAAGCGUGCCAUUCAGACGAUCCUCCGCCGCCUCUUCAGCAGGUGUGGAGUCGUCUGUCAGACCUCCUGCCGGCGUUAUCCGCCAUUGGCAACGCUCCACCAUCUGAAGGGCUGUUGACACUGGUCCAGCGCUCCCUAGAGGAAAGCGCCCUUCUCUUGCAGGCUCAGGGCCGACCACGUUUGCCUUCCCAAGAUUCCCUGUCCCGCAGGCCAUUGCCCGCGCUCCCAGUGCCUGAUGGGAAAUCCUCAGGAGGUGGGAUGGGCUCCCGUAAAGGUAGCUGGAUCCAGGAGCGACCCCUGCCCCCGACCCCUCAGCCUGCCUUCCCCUUGCCUCCCACUCUGUCCACUGUGACGCUGACAGUGGGACCCUUAGAUGGAGAAGACGACCCCAGCAAUGAGUAUGCAGGGAUCGGCUUGACUCCCAUCCCUGCACCAGUACCCACUGGAGACAGUGUUGGAUACGUCAAGCUGCAGGGUAAACCUGAGCCACUUCCUGAUGUCCUGGGUGAGAACGGACACAUGCACACCAUCACUGCAGACCCAACGUUGACCACAUCCCCUCCACUUCCCAUGUCCCUCUCCCUGGAGGACUCGGAGCUGCUGUCCUUUUACUCGUCUCAGAGCCUCGCUCACCUCUCCUGCCUGGCGGACGCCAUCGACGUGCUCUUCAGCAGCGUGCAGGGGAACCAGCCGCCCCGCAUCUUCGUCGCCCGGGGAAAGAGCCUCAUUGUGACGGCGCACAAACUGGUGUUUAUCGGGGACACGCUCUCCCGCCUUCUCACCUCCGCCGACCUCCGGGCCAAGAUCACAACCUCAGGGGGACGACUCUGUCAGGCCUUGAAGUCAGUUGUCGUGGCAACAAAGGGCGCCGCACAAAACUACCCGUCAGUAUCCGCCACACAGGAGAUGGUGGACCGCGUCGCCGAGCUCUCCCAGCAAGCGGCCGGCUUCUCCACUCUGCUCCAGCGCCUGGCAGAAAUAUCUUCAUGAUAUUUCAUAUCACUUGCAUAAAAAAAAACUUUGUUUACACUACACAUAUAUUUUCUCUUUUUGAAAUGCCUUAUUUGUUGUUGAGACUCUUUCGUUACUUUUCAUUUGAAUGGGAUUGAAGCAAGCGAAGCCUUGCGACGGCUGUUACUAAGGUGGGUUGUGAUUGUUGGUUUUGUCCUCCAAGUGUGUGUUGGUUUGCCUUUUGUUUAUAUACUGACCUCCGUGCUUUGAUGCCAGGCACACUUGUCUUUUUUUGAGUGUUAACUUAUUGAAUAUUUGAGGUCUCUCCGUGGCUUUGAGUGUCUGUGCAGACUGUUUAUCUUGGGAACUUUGCUUUAUUAUGUUUGCCAUAUUUUCCUUCCCUCACAUGAUAGCCAUUUUCCUUCCUUCCUCUAUUUAUUUAGCCAUCCCCCCUAUUCCAAAAAUAGCACAGAAGGAGGCCCAACAUCCUGGUUGUGGCCUACUUCUUACUGUUAACCUGAAAGGCCUUUUGUGAUCAUCAUUCUGAAGCUGUUGAAGCAGCAUAUCAAGUGUUUUUGGGCUUAAUAUGGAAGAAAUGGAAUAAGACGUGGAGUAGGAAGUGUGCCCGACUUCCAUUCUUAAUCUGUGCAAGUAUGUAUGUUCGUGUAGUACCCAUUUCCACUACAGCUUGUAAUCCACUAAAUGAGGAUAACAAUCUCUCAAUACAUGUUCAUUCUACGUUCAUGCAGGCGUACACACCUCAUGAAGAAUAAUUAAGCUCCUGUCUGACAGGGGAGAUACUAUUUGAGCGUCUGAGAGUGAGUAAUGAUAGUUGGGUGAGAAAUUGCCUAAUCCUGUUCUUUCCCACAGUCACGUGGUCGCCUGGCAACGGAUAACAAACCUGUUGGCCGAGCUCACCUGCCUCCACAUGUCUUGUUAUGAUCUGCAUGCUUCUUUGAUUUUCAUUUCCCAUAAGAUUCUUAACCCCUGUCAACAGUGCUCACUCACAUCUGCUUUAAUCGUUUCAAGUCAGGGAGAAACUAAGGCUGGGUAUGAUGCAUACAUAUAUUCAUUAAUAAUGUAAAGCAUGGCAGUGGAACACAAUGUUCUGAACAUCAGGUCCUUUAUUUUACACAAGUUUACACUACUUUCCAGAUAUAUCGUAUUACUGCCCAGCCCUAGUAGAAACUGUGAAAUGCAACAGCCCACUUUUUUGAUUGAAAUGGAGGAAUUUUGCAUUUUAAAUCCAACAAAACGCAUACGGUUUUCCAUCUGGGACCAUUAUAUUACUUCAUUUAUGCCAGUUAUCAGAUUUAAUAUGUUAGUCUGUGCACAAACAGCUCCGAAACAUGUUCAGUAUGAAGCUGUGUCGGACUGGAAGGUGAACAAAUACGAUGCUUCACAUUUACACUACAAAUCUUUACUCUACAAAGGUGCUCUACAAAGUUGGAUUAUAAUACUUAAAAGGAUCUAUCUUCUGUAUCGUCAGUCAUAAUGCUUCACCUUACAUUCUAGUUUUAUUUUUCACAUCCAAGUCAGCAUCAUCAGGGCAUUGUAUAAUCAUUUUCUCAGUUGCGUGGCUCGGUUUAAAUAAUUAUUUGAGGAAUACUGUAUCUUCCUUUACAUCUCCUUUGCUGGAGUGCCACCUAGGUGAGGUUUGAAGUAUUACUUAACGAAUACCUGCCUGCCAAAACAGGCUCUAUACUGUAUGUAUGAAGAGAGCAUGAUCGGCAAGUAACCUUUAGCAGUAUAUUUAUUACUGUCAAUUUUUAUGUUCUUUGCUUUCCAGUUUGCAUGGCUUUAAUUUGCUUACAUUUUAUAUAUGCACAUCCUUCACCAUGGGGUGAUUUUACUGGGUAAUUUACAAUGAACGUUUUAUUUCUGAAAAAUAUAUAACAGUUCAAAAACUGUUUUUUUUUCUUUUGUACAAGAAAGUUUUUUACACUACGUGAACUCAUUUGAGUCUGUUAUCGGUAUUUGCUGAGGUAUAGAAGUGACUUUUUUUCCUACAGUAAUACACCUCUUUACUUUUAACACUACAUUUGAUGUCUGUCUUGUAUUCCUGUUCCGAAUCCACAAAUACAUCUUUUGCAAUUAAACAAA